This is a messenger RNA of Naegleria gruberi, 1143 nucleotides long. RefSeq lists its product as uncharacterized. NCBI's taxonomy places the organism in Eukaryota, Heterolobosea, Eutetramitea, Acrasida, Naegleriidae. Gene Ontology annotation, biological process: translation. Gene Ontology annotation, cellular component: ribosome; cytosolic large ribosomal subunit. The record is from RefSeq and is a predicted model, not a curated record. The transcript has a single exon. The coding region runs from base 13 to 1110 and encodes 365 amino acids. Gene Ontology annotation, molecular function: RNA binding; structural constituent of ribosome.
AAAAAAAAAGACAUGUCCAUUCAACGCCCAACUGUUUCAGUCUUCAAUGCUAAGACUGGUGAAGUCACCAAGGAAGUCGCUCUCCCAGACGUUUUCCAAGCUCCAAUCAGACCAGACAUUGUUUCCAACAUUGCUAACAUCUUGAGAAUGAACUUGAGACAACCAUACGGAGUCCACAAGUAUGCUGGUCACCAACACUCUGCUAUCUCAUGGGGUACUGGUCGUGCUGUUUCCAGAAUUCCUAGAGUUUCUGGUGGUGGUACUCACAGAGCCGGACAAGGUGCUUUCGGUAACAUGUGUAGAAAGGGUAGAAUGUUCUCCCCAACUAGAACUUGGAGAGUCUGGAUGCACGUUGUUAAGAAGAACGAAAGAAGAUAUGCUACUGCUUCCGCUAUUGCUGCUUCCUCUAUCACUCCUUUGGUUCAAGCUAGAGGUCACAAGGUUGAACAAGUUAAACAACUCCCACUCGUUGUUUCUGAUGAUUUGCAAUUCGUCCAAAAGACUAAGGAAGUUGUUGCUUUCUUGAAGAAGCACGGUUUGUUGUCUGAUGCUAAGAAGGCUAAGGACUCCAAGACUUUGAGAAAGGGUAGAGGUAAGAUGAGAAAUAGAAGAUAUACAUUGAAGAAGGGUCCAUUGGUUGUCUACAAUGCUAAGCCAGGUACUCAAACUCCACCAAUCGUUUUGGCUGUCAGAAACCUCCCAGGUGUUGAUGUCUUGAAUGUUCAUCAAUUGAACUUGUUGAAGUUGGCCCCUGGUGGUCACCCAGGUAGAUUGAUUGUCUGGACUGAAUCCGCUUUCACUGCUUUGAACGAAAAGUUCGGUUCCAUCAAUAACGAAAAGGGAGCUGCUACUACCCACUUCAGAUCUGGUGCUACUUAUCAUUUGCCAAGACCAGUCGCUGUCAACACUGAUUCCUCAAGAAUCAUUGAAUCAGAUGCUGUUCAAGCUGCUUUGAAGCCAAAGAAGGUUGUUCAAAGAUAUGCUAUCAAGAAGCAAAGCAGAAGCAACCCAUUGUCCAACUUCAAGUUCUUGGUUAGACUCAACCCAUACGCUUUGAAGGCCAGAAGACUCCAACUCUUGAGAGAAAGACGUGCUGCUCAAAAGAAAUAAAUUAACUUGACAAUUUUGUAACUUAUUUUAAAA